AAAAAAAAAGUCUUGUUCUAGAAGAAUGUGAAUCAUCUUCUCCAAGUUUCAACGUUCGACUCUCUGUGAUCUGAUCGUCACCUUUUUUAUAUAUAUAUACACACGAGAUUCCAGUAACCCAAUUUAACAUAUACAUACAUGUAAAUGUGUGUAUAUGUAUAUAAAUUUUUUUAUUCUCUUUUUUAUAUCUUAAGCUUUCUUCAAAUGCCCACCACCUGUUCGAUUAAAUUCCUCAUCUAAACCAAAAAAAAAGCUUCAACUUUCUUCUUUCUCUCUCAAUUGGUCUCUCACUCUCUCUCUCACCCUCUUCUGAUUUGUUUAGUCUGACUCAUUUUGUUACACUCCUACAAAAACGGGUUGCCUUGUAUUGGAUCAACGUGUUGAUUUUGCCCUUCUUCGUUUCAAAAGAUUGGAUUUUUUUCGUCACCCAUUGAAGAAGUUUCCUUGAUCUGAUUUGAUUGUCUUCCUUCCUUCCGUUAUGACUAGUCCGAGAAGUAACAAGCCUAAGAUCGUCAACGGUCCUGGUGGUUAUAUUUUACAAGACGUUCCUCAUCUCAUCGAUUACCUUCCUGAUCUUCCUACUUAUACGAAUCCAUUGCAAGACAAUCCAGCUUACUCAGUGGUUAAGCAAUACUUUGUUGAUGCAGACGACAGUGUUCCUGAGAAGGUUGUUGUUCACAAGGAUGGUCCAAGAGGAAUACAUUUUAGACGCGCUGGUCCACGUCAGAAGGUUUACUUUGAGUCUGAUGAAGUGCACGCUUGCAUAGUUACAUGUGGAGGUCUCUGUCCUGGUCUCAAUACCGUCAUUAGAGAAAUCGUUAGCAGCUUAUCGUACAUGUAUGGAGUAAAGAAAAUUCUUGGAAUUGAUGGUGGAUACAGAGGAUUCUACGCCAAGAAUACUAUCCCCUUAAACUCUAAAGUUGUGAAUGAUAUCCAUAAGCGAGGAGGAACAAUCCUCGGGACUUCAAGAGGUGGACACGAUACCACAAAGAUAGUUGAUAGCAUUCAAGAUCGAGGAAUCAAUCAGGUUUAUAUUAUUGGAGGAGAUGGAACACAGCGAGGUGCUUCUGUAAUAUUUGAGGAAAUUAGAAGGCGUGGACUUAAAGUUGCUGUGGUUGGAAUUCCAAAAACGAUCGAUAACGAUAUUCCGGUAAUAGAUAAAUCUUUUGGGUUUGACACUGCUGUGGAGGAAGCUCAACGAGCGAUUAACGCAGCACAUGUUGAAGCCGAGAGUAAUGAGAAUGGUAUCGGUUUCGUCAAGCUUAUGGGUCGUUACAGCGGAUUCAUAGCGAUGUAUGCUACAUUAGCCAGCAGAGAUGUUGAUUGUUGCUUGAUUCCUGAGUCACCAUUUUACCUCGAAGGAGAAGGUGGACUCUUGGAGUUCAUAGAAAAACGGCUCAAGGAGCAUGGUCACAUGGUGAUUGUUCUUGCUGAAGGUGCAGGACAGGAUUUGAUGUCCAAAAGUAUGGAAUCUACUCUUAAGGAUGCUUCUGGGAACAAACUUCUUAAGGAUGUCGGUUUGUGGUUAGCACAAAGCAUCAAGGUAAGGCUACUUUCAUGAUCAUGAGAUUCUUAU
This is a messenger RNA of Camelina sativa (false flax), 1576 nucleotides long. The record is from RefSeq and is a predicted model, not a curated record. Lineage: Eukaryota; Viridiplantae; Streptophyta; Magnoliopsida; Brassicales; Brassicaceae.